Messenger RNA from Dicrocoelium dendriticum, 2506 nucleotides. The record is from the annotation of a GenBank genome assembly. Lineage: Eukaryota; Metazoa; Platyhelminthes; Trematoda; Plagiorchiida; Dicrocoeliidae.
UGAUUAUGACGCGGGACAGUGAAAGCCGCGAGGAAGCUGUCUCGCCGAUGCCGCCUUAUCUUUGCACGAUAGCUAGCUGUUUGUGACGGUAUGUUGUUAACAUAAGGUAUAAGGGCCUUGACCCUGAAUGUUUGCUUAAGUUUUUCAGAUAAGUCCCUCUUCUCUCUUUCAUUAUUAUUCUUUAUUCCAUAGAUCAUCAUGGUUGUUUGGCAGCGAAGGCUCAGUUCAAAUGGAUGAUGUACUGCUGUUGUUGACUGAUUGAUUAGUUUUCAGCUAAACGUGGACUCGUCAAUUGACUUUGCAUCGGGAGGAUUGACAUUGGAGCUCUUAUCUUUACGCUAGUUCAAACUGCCUCCAUCACCCCUGGAUAAUGUCAAGGUGUGUAAUGUAACAAAACAGUUUAUGGAAGACACCAUGUUGGACCGCCCCCCGAAUGUCUUGUGCUCUGCGGUAUCUUACCCGGGUUACAAAACAUCGGAUCCACUUUUCCACGACCUAAUCCAAGACCUAUAGCCGAAGGCGAAUCAAGGGAGGAAGAAGUUGUCAGUGGGCUAAAAUCGCCGAACAAACUCUUCUACAACCAAGUUCAUUAAGCUGGUGAUCCUUUCGAGGAAAACCUUAUUCUCAGAUAAUUACUGCGUCGUUUAGGCUUCUACUUUCUAUGCACGAUGGAACAACCGUUAUUUUCCUGUGCAAAGUGUUUUCGAAACUUCCCUCAGUCCGAAAUGUCACGUACUGGACAGACAUGCAAGAGUUGCAAUCCCCAUCACUCCACCUUCAAACAGUGUGAAUACUGCAAAGCGGACUUCAAGUAUUACAUUUAUGGAGUGAUUUGCCCCAGAUGUCAAUCACUUAAGAGUAAAUAUGGUGAACCGCAACCUUGUUCUAUAUGUCGAUUGAAGACUGCUUUCGGAAACGCUUUGGUAUGCCAACGUUGUCUUCAUUACCGGAUGAGAUUCGGCGAACCGCGCGAAUGUCAAAGCUGUGGUCAAGUGUGCGCCUUUUUAAAAGAUGAGGCCAGCAGACAGAAAGUAGACGGGCAAGUUCUCUGCUGGGUUUGCACUUACAAUUUCAAGCUUGCUCGCUCCCGUGAGCGUUCAGAUCACGGCAUCAACAAGCGCCGCAGCGAUGACAUUGACCAAAGCCGUUCGAAGAACGAACGCAUCAUUGAAAGUCAACAGAAGCGGACCCGACCUGAUGGGUACAUGACCCCGACAUCUGAACCCACUGCACCUGAGACACAGAAGCAUUCUUCAAUCAGUGUUCAAAACAUUGAUUCUGUGUACAAUGAACACAUACUGACCAUUAGCCAGUUACAAGACGAUGUGAAGAACUUGAAACGACAACUGGCUAUCAAGGACGCCGAUUUAUUGUCAAAGGACAGAACAAUCGCGGAGCUUAAAUCUGAAAUGAUCGACAUGAAGUCAUCUUUUGAUGACCGCUUGAUGAAAGCCAAGGCGGCUGCGCAAUUAGAACAAGACCGACUAAUGGCAGUCAUCAAACAAUUACAAAAGGAAAAAAUCGCUAUCAGCCAAGAGAUGCGAAAGCGCAAAAGUGGCGUCAGUUCUUACGGCACUCCGUCAACAUUGCGGCAUUCUUCCUCUUCGGUGGCGCUCUUCAAUCCCGAUUCACCAAUCAUAGUCGCAUCCGGGCGUGGCCGCAAGCAUAAGCCACAGUCAUCAGAAAACCCAGGUCCUUCUGAAAACCCUGGAAAGAAUCCGCUGAAAAGUGACGAUUCCAGUAAGCCAAUUGAACAGUACAUCACUUGUGAAUCGUCCGACCGCGCUCCACGCGAUCCCGAAUCAGGAGCGGUGAAGUGUUCGGAAACGCACAGCGAGGACUCCCGUUCUCCGACACAAGAUCGUGUCCCAGCUUCUCCAGAGAACACCAGAAAUUCUUCGUCCAGUAUUCCCUCUGAUGAAGAUAUUCCCAGUCCGCAACAGGAUGGAUGGUAGCACUUCGCAGUCUCAACCAUUGAUGCGUUACGAUAACGCCGGUGAAUCGUCUGCUCUUUUAGACCGACUGACGUGUGGAAGCAUUUUACCCAUUCACCGAUACAUCGCAGAUCUCCAUUUGACCCAACUGUCGCAGCAUUGUGGUCACCUAACGUAAAUACUGCAUUCGCCUGUUCAUUCGGUUUCUGAUACGAACUCAUUGUUGCGCCUGACUUCUUUAUAUCCGGAUAGCAUGCAAUACAUAACUAUGGUUGUGCGAGAUUCCAUGAGCAUCUCGAUUCUGGCACUGGUGACUCCGUUGUGCACACUGCAGCUGCACGUUAGCUCCGUUAAGAAUCCACUACAGGCUACUCCCGCUGUGAUUAACAUCUUGACUAAUUCCCUAAGCCCUGCCGUGCUACUAUAAACUGAUCAACGGAGAUUUUAAGUUGCCUGAUAUCCAUUGGGCUAUCUUAGUAGGACCUUCAAAAUACCGUCAAUUUCUGACCGAUAUAAUUGCAAAUGAAUGGCCACAGUAUAUACAUGUAAAUACAGUUACAAUAGUAUCCUCG